AUGUCUUCAGAAGGAGAUUGUGAGGGCAUGGAAGGAGGAGACACCAAAACGUUGAAGGAGACAACAGAAAACAACUUCAAAGACCGAAAACCUUCAUGGCCAAAGCUUCGCCGUAUGGACUCUCUCGAUUUGGAAGCUGGAAGAGUUUCCAUGAAUGCUAACCACUCCUCCACGUUGGGUUGGAUGACUACUCUGAGUUUAGCAUUUCAAAGCAUAGGCAUAGUAUAUGGUGAUCUUGGCACAUCUCCACUUUAUGUGUUCCAAAGCACUUUCAACAAUGGUGUUCGUCACAAAGAUGACAUUCUCGGAGUCUUGUCAAUUAUAAUCUACACCAUUAUACUCCUCCCCAUGCUUAAAUAUGUCUUCAUCGUACUUCGGUUUAACGACAACGGCAAUGGUGGAGCGUUUGCGCUCUAUUCAUUGAUAUGUAGGAAUGCGAAGUUGAGUUUGAUUCCAAAUGAACAACCAGAGGACAAGGAGCUCUCUAAUUACAGUCUCCAAACACCAUCUAAUAAGCUCAAAAGAACACAAAAGCUAAAGCAGAGGCUUGAGAAGAGUCAUAUUGCAAGGGUUCUGCUUUUACUUGUAACCAUUAUGGGAACUUCCAUGGUUAUUGGAGAUGGCAUCCUUACUCCAUCAGUUUCAGUUCUUUCUGCGGUGAGCGGGAUCAGUAAGUCGUUAGGUCAAGAUGCUGUUGUGGGGAUCACUGUAGUGAUAUUAAUAUUCCUUUUUUCUGUGCAACGAUAUGGUACUGACAAAGUAGGCUCUUCAUUCGCUCCAAUUCUCUUAAUGUGGUUUUUAUUGAACGGAGGAAUUGGUCUCUACAAUUUAUUCACACAUGACAUUGGAGUAUUACGUGCUUUUAAUCCAAAAUAUAUAGUUGAAUACUUCAAACGGAAUGGUAAACAAGGAUGGAUAUCACUAGGUGGAGCCUUUUUGUGCACCACAGGUUCUGAGGCCAUGUUUGCUGACUUGGGUCACUUCAAUGUGCGAGCCAUUCAAAUUAGCUUCUCUUCCAUAACAUUUCCUGCAAUAUUGGCUGCAUACUGCGGACAAGCAGCAUAUCUAGGAAAGUUCCCUGGCCAAGUGUCUAAUUCUUUCUAUGCAUGUAUCCCUGACAAGUUAUAUUGGCCAACAUUUGUUGUGGCCGUUGCUGCUGCCAUCAUAGCAAGCCAGGCAAUGAUUUCAGGAGCAUUUUCCAUCAUAUCACAGGCUCAAAGUAUGGGUUGUUUCCCAAGGGUUAAGAUUGUGCAUACUUCUACUAAGCACAUGGGUCAGGUGUAUAUUCCUGAGGUCAACUACAUGUUCAUGGUUGCAUGUAUUGUGGUCAGUGCUGCCUUCAAGACCACAGAAAAAAUUAGUCAUGCAUAUGGCAUUGCGGUAGUUUGUGAUAUGUUGAUCACAACAUGCCUGGUUUCCUUCAUAAUGUUGGUUAUACGGAAGAAAAGCAUAUGGCUGGUUGCUCUAUUCUUUUUGCCAUUCAGUUGCAUUGAAUUGGUUUAUUUUUCUGCACAACUAACCAAAUUCGUCGAAGGUGGUUUUCUUCCUAUUGUAUUUGCUCUCUUCUUGACCAUGGUCAUGGGAAUCUGGCAUUAUGUACACAAGGAAAGGUACAUGUUUGAACUCAAGAACAAGGUUUCCACUGAUUAUUUGAGAAAACUGACCAACAACCCAAGUAUUAAUCGUGUUCCUGGAAUUGGACUUCUCUAUUCUGAGCUCGUACAAGGCAUCCCUCCUAUAUUCCCACACUUCAUUGCCAGCAUACCAUCCAUCCAUUCAGUUGUUGUGUUUGUUUCCAUUAAGGCAAUUCCUAUUAGUAGAGUUAUAUUGGAAGAGAGGUUCUUGUUUCGGCAAGUGGAGCCGAGAGAAUACAGAAUGUUUCGUUGUGUUGUGAGGUAUGGUUACAAAGAUGCUGUUAUGGAUCCUCUUGAGUUUGAGUCCCAGUUAGUGCAUCACCUUAAGGAAUAUAUUCGACAAGAGAGCUUUAUGCAUGAGAUUGAGGGAACAACAACAACAACUGAACAAGUACCUAUUCCUAACAACAAUGAGUGUGAGAUGGUACCACAAGGUUCCACUAUUAUCCCAGACCAAGGUGCACUAGAUGUGUCUCGUGCCUCUUCAGAUUCCAUUCAAUCAUUGGUUGUGGCCAAGUCAUCCAUUGUCACUACCCCACCCAUUGAGGGAGUUGAAAAUGAGAUAGAAUUUAUAGAGAAGGCAAUGGAGAAGGGUGUGGUGUAUCUGCUAGGGGAAGCAGAGGUUGUGGCAGACCCAAAAUCAUCCAUCUUCAAUAAGAUUGUUGUCAACUAUGCAUAUAGCUUCCUUAGAAAGAAUUUUCGGCAAGGGUAUAAAUCAAUGGAAAUCCCUCACAAGAGACUUCUCAAGGUUGGAAUGACAUACGAAAUAUGA
Messenger RNA from Gastrolobium bilobum, 2406 nucleotides. RefSeq names its product potassium transporter 5-like. The transcript has 9 exons. Bases 1 to 2406 code for a protein of 801 amino acids. NCBI's taxonomy places the organism in Eukaryota, Viridiplantae, Streptophyta, Magnoliopsida, Fabales, Fabaceae. Gene Ontology annotation, cellular component: membrane. The record is from RefSeq and is a predicted model, not a curated record. Gene Ontology annotation, biological process: potassium ion transmembrane transport. Gene Ontology annotation, molecular function: potassium ion transmembrane transporter activity.